Hippocampus comes (tiger tail seahorse) is the source of this 564-nucleotide messenger RNA. Its product is annotated as YTH domain-containing protein 1-like. The record is from RefSeq and is a predicted model, not a curated record. The annotation marks the transcript as partial. NCBI's taxonomy places the organism in Eukaryota, Metazoa, Chordata, Actinopteri, Syngnathiformes, Syngnathidae. Gene Ontology annotation, molecular function: RNA binding. The transcript is spliced from 3 exons.
CUUUUUUUUCCAACUAUUUAUUUAUUUAUGCGCACGCAGAAGCGGCAGAGCAGCCCCUCCCACCAUCGAGAGGACAACCAAUCAGACGAGGACGCAGCGCCAGAGUACGUGUCAGAGCAGCUCUCUGGAAGCUCCUCCCCCGCUGCUUCACGUGACGAUGACGAACAAGAAGAGGAAGAAGUAGAAGAAGAAGAAGAGGGAGAGGAGGACGAGGAGGAUGAAGGCGAGGAGGAGGAGGAAGAGGAAGAUGAGGAAGGAGAGAAGGAAGACGAAGGUGAAGAGGAGGAGGAGUACGAGCGUCGCGUUGAGGGCAAUGACUACGACACGCGCAGCGAGGCGGGAGAUUCGCGCUCAGCCUCCUCCGUCAGUUUCUCAGACGACGGCGAGUCGGCGCACUCGGCCUCGGGCUCUGACGUCUCAGGUUCCGAGAAGAAGCGGGAGAAGCUUUCGUCAUCGGUGCGAGCCGUCAAUCCCACCAGUAACCUUCGCUACAUCCUGCGCGAGUCGCGCUUCUUCGUCAUUAAGAGCAACAACCACGAGAACGUCUCACUGGCCAAAGCCAAA